AUGUCAUCCCGCAUCGACAAAGUCAUCGCGCGCCAGCGAGAAAAAAUUGCCGAUGGCGCUUAUUACGAGGCUCACCAGCAAUUGCGUGUCAUUGCUGUCCGGUAUAUCAAGCAGUCCAACUACGAUGCUGCAGCGGAGAUCCUGGCAGGUGGCGCGAAGGAGCUGUUGAAAGCUGGCUCUCAGCAGGGUGCAUCGGCAAGUGGUGGAGACUUGGCCAUCAUGUUGGUGCUGGAGGUGUACAACAAAGCUGAGUGGGGGAUCUCAGGCGAUAAUGAUGAUGCGGAGUGUCGCGCUCGCAAGAUGGUCAACUUCAAGCGCCUGAUCGAGCUGCUGCGUGAGUUCCCAUCGGACGAGCCUACACGGAAGCGGUACAUCCAAGAGAUGAUUGGGUGGAGUGCAAAGUUCGGAUCUUUGGAAAGAGGAGAUGCCGAUCUACACCAUGCUGUUGGUUCAGUAUAUGCCGAAGAUAACGAGCCUUACGACGCCGAGAAACAUCUCAUCUUAGGAACAUCUGAAUCAGCCGAGACCCUCGCAAAGCUCGAAUAUGAGUGGUACACUAGCGAUGAGCCACACACCGCAGCGAUCUAUGCGUCGCGCGCAGUCUUCCCUUACCUUCUCACUGGAAACAUCCGCAGUGCGAACAAAGCCUUGCUCAUUUUCACCGCGCGGCUUUCGGCAGCCAACCCUCAGCUUGGUGUGCAGGAUGUUAGCAGUGCCAGUUCCGAUGCCCGAGUGUUCCCCGCCCUUCCUUUGGUGAACUUUAUCAGCUUGCUAUUGUUGACCAUUCAGCGGGGAAGUGCCGAUCUUUUCCGGCAGCUCACUGCCCACUAUGCAGCACAGAUCAAAGCAAUCGGUAUCUGGGACGAUGCUCUGGCUCAGAUUGGCGAGCAGUACUUCGCCAUCAAGAUCCCACGGCAAGGAAACCCCCUGAUGGAUAUGAUGAGUGGUAUGCUGUUUGGCGGAGGCCAGGGCAAAGCGGGUGGCAGAGCGGCAUCGCAAAGGACUGCAAAGAAGGUUGAGGCACCACCUUCAAGCAUGGAGCUUGACUAA
Molecule: messenger RNA, 1050 nt
Organism: Penicillium paradoxum
Lineage: Eukaryota; Fungi; Ascomycota; Eurotiomycetes; Eurotiales; Aspergillaceae
Product: protein GET4
Exons: 5
Coding region: 1-1050 (349 amino acids)
Biological process (GO): protein insertion into ER membrane
Cellular component (GO): TRC complex; cytosol
Molecular function (GO): protein binding
Source: RefSeq, a predicted model, not a curated record